Molecule: messenger RNA, 3391 nt
Organism: Cheilinus undulatus (humphead wrasse)
Lineage: Eukaryota; Metazoa; Chordata; Actinopteri; Labriformes; Labridae
Product: type II inositol 3,4-bisphosphate 4-phosphatase-like
Exons: 26
Coding region: 163-3183 (1006 amino acids)
Cellular component (GO): cytoplasm
Molecular function (GO): phosphatidylinositol-3,4-bisphosphate 4-phosphatase activity
Source: RefSeq, a predicted model, not a curated record
CGAUACUUGAGCGGUCCAAAGGUUUUCCACUAUGGUCUCCAGGCAAAACAAACUGCGGUUGGAAGAGUUGAAUUUGAUCCCAGAAGCGUGCUCUCCUUGCCGGCAGUGAUGAGGACCAGACCAGGAUGAUGCAGGUGGACAUGGAGGUGAUGUGACAGGAGGAUGAAGAUGAGGAGGAUGAAGCUAAGGGUGAACAACAAACAGCUGCAGUUUCUGUCCAGAGAAGAAACAUGCGGAAGCUUCCAGAAAGAAGGAAAGCUACGAAUAGGACGGCAGGACAGAGAUCUGACUGAACGGUUCUGUCGGCUCAGAGGAAACCUUCUCUUCAUCCUGAAAGAACAGGGUGGUAAACUAGAGGAGGUGCUGCUGUUGGAGAGAUGUGAGGUGAUGAAGUUUCCAGGCGACGACACACAACUGGCUGUCACCUUCGACAGCGGGGAUCCUCCAGUGUUCCUUCGGUGCAGCAGUCCCUCUGAGUGUAUUUCAUGGCUACACAUCCUUAAAAAUGCCAACACUGACUCGCUGAGGAAGCGCAUCACACAUCUACGCACGCUCAUUAACAUGCACACACAUCAACACAACAACACAGCUAAAAGUCUGGGAGACGCUGGAGCUGCAGGUGGAGCCCAGUCUGCUGAUGAAGUGUCUCCACUCCACCUGACCGUCUGUGUGGUUGCCAUGGCAGCCAGAGUCCAGAUACAGGUGUGUGUGAUCGACACUCAAACGCACACAGUGAGGAGGCACUGCUGCUGUCAGAUGAAGGAAGCAGACGACGGCGUGUUUCUGACCGCCGUGUGUUUUCAUGGCGACUUUCCUCUCUACCAUCACAGCCGGAUCAAAGUCAGCGUCUACCACCAGGAGUCAUACACUGCAAGGAGCUUCCUGGGUUUCACCUCCUUCUCCAUCAGAGAUCUACUGAAAUCCAAGGAGCCACACAUCUCCCUCAGCCUCAGGACUAUGGAUGGGGUGAGCGAGGUGGGGGAGGUGAAGGUGUCCCGUCUGCAGAUGGAGGGAGAAAACGAGGAUCAAACUCCUCCUGACCACAAGUGUCCUGAGCUGUGUGACAGUCUCCACAGCUCCUUCCACGACAAAGAAAACAGUCCAACGAUGAGAGCUGUGUUAAGUGCCCAGGUGUCCAAGGUGUACAGGUUCCAGACAGAGGAUCAAAGAUGGCUGCUAGUGCGGGAACAGAUGUCGGAGACGCCACUCACUUUUUCAUUACCCAAACAGCUACUGAGCACGCUCAUACAAGAGCUCACUAACAGAGUCCAGGAGGUGAAGGAGCUCGGGGACAUGUCACCGCAGUGGGAUGGGCUACGUUAUGAUGUCAUCAACCACUGCAGCCACCUGAUUCGCUGUUACCAGGAAACACUGGAUGAGCUCGACAAACUUUCAGUGUCUUCAUCUUUUAAGUCGAGCAGCAGUAAAUCAGACAAACACCUUCAGUUUGUCCCUACAAACCUUCACUCCCAGAGGAUGGAGGUCACCGGCUCUGACAGCUCAGGUGUGUGGUAUGACGUCAUAACGUUCGGCGCUCCUGCCGAUCACCACCAGGCCUUCAAACACGGAGGACUGAAGAGGCUGCUCAGCAAACGCACACACCAAACAGACAGCUCCGUUCUCUACUCUGAAGACGAGAGCUGCAGAGCGAGGGAGCUUCUCUCCAGUGUGGCUCAGCUGCAGCCGCUGGUCUUCGGGCUCGCUGAGGAGCUGCUGUCCGUGUCUCUGGAGCAGAACGCCACCCGUCUGCAGCACGUCCUCGACGCUCUGACUCAACAGACGGAGCUAUUUGUCCAUGCGCUCAAAGACGAGCUGGUGAAAAGCGCUCUGUUAGCGAUCCACAACAGCAGCCAUGUCCACAGUAACGGGCUGAUAUGUGACAACUCUCCAGCCAAUCAGAAUGGAGAGACAUCACCAGGACAGCAGAGCGGUAGCAGACAGGACGUGGAGUAUGACGAAGAGGAAUGGGACAGGGCGUGGGCCAACGUCGCCAAGAGCCUCAACUGCAUCAUCGCCAUGUCAGACCGCCUGCAGGGACGAGAGGAGCGACCCCAGGAUCAGACGCCAUCAGAGCAGAAAGAAGCCCCAGCAGGAGACACAAACUCCCAGAACACCGUCUCCUCCUCCUUCUCCUCCGCCUCCUCCUGGCAGGAGCAGCUGCUCCCCCUGGUGGUCACUCUCAGGGAUUGCGUGCGGGAAGCGGUAGGGCAGGCUCGAGCCGCCAUGACCUUUGUGAUCCUGCAGGGGGCGGUGGCCUCUUCAGUCAGCCAGGGACACACACGGAUCCUUCAGAGACGCCACGCCGUCUUCAGCCAGGCGCUGUGUGCGAUGGUGUGCGGUUUCAUGCUGAAGUUGUACGCUGGCGUAGAGGAUCCUGAGUUCCUGCAGCAGCUGCUGUCUCUUGGAGUCCUGGUCCAGUUUGAAAGCCUGCUCAGCACCUAUGGUGAGGAGGUGGGGAUGCUGGAGGACAUGGAGGUGGGCGUGGCAGACCUGAGCCGUGUUGCGUUCACUGUCGCUGAGGCUAAAUCUGAACAAUCAGACGAUCUGCUGCCGACACUUAAAGGAGCAUGGGGAAGUUUUGUUGUUGAGGUCCCGUUGCCGCCGGAGACCUUCACAUCGCUGCCUCAAGAGGUAAAAGAGGGACGUUUGAUACGAGUUCAUCCUGUUCUCUUCAACAUCGGGAUCAACCAACAGCAGAGUCUGGCUGAGAGAUUUGGUGACAGCUCGCUCCAGGAGAGAAUUAACCAGCAGAGCUGUGAGCAACUCAAAGUUUACUGUCAGACACUGAGAGACAAACUGCCACAUAUGGCUGGUAUCCAGUCACUUCCAGAGUUGCUGUCGUCUCUGGAUCGAUGUGUAGAAACCAGGAAGAGGAAGAACGUGGAGAUUCUGUGGAUUGCUGCUACGGUGUGUCGUCAGGUGAACGGCGUACGUCUGACGAGCUGUAAGAGCGCAAAGGACCGGACGGCGAUGUCGGUGACUCUAGAGCAGUGUGUGUUACUGAGAGACAGACACACUCUCAGCCAGCAGAACUUCAGCACGGCGCUUGACUGCAUGAGGAGGGACGGCUGCAGGAUGGAGAACGUGCAGAAGAACAUCGGCAGCAGGAAGUUCGCCUUCAGCAGCGUUCAGCUCCUCACCUUCCCUAAACUGUACCGACCUCCAGACGGCAGCUUUGGAUGAACAAACGGACCGUUUUUAACAGCUGUACAGACUUUUGUUAUCAGCACUGUUUGUUUUACUAUGUAAAGUGGGUGUAAAUAUUAUUUUUAUGUUCAUCCUUGUUGCUGUACGAUUUAAAAACAUGUUUCUGCAUAAAUAAAUAACUGGAUUUAUCUCUGUCACAAAUGUUUCAAACCACAUGCAAUAUGACUUUUUAUAGUAAAACUCU